AUGUUUAGGAAGCAGGAUUUCAAAAAAUUGGAAUUGUUAGGUUCGGGCAAGAAGCAUACAAAGAUAUAUAGAGUGCAACAUAUACAAACAAAUAAAGUAUAUGCUUUAAAAGAGAUUGAAGCAACUAAUUUAGAGAAAUUAAAUGAAUACAAAGAAGAAGCAGUUCAACUUAGCAAAGUUUAAAAUUGUGGCAACGUGAUUCGAUUUUAUGGAUACUACUUUGCUGAAACUCUGUACAAUACGUUUCGUUUAGGAAUAAUUACAGAGUACAUGGAUCAUAACACUAAUUUGGAAAAUCUGUAUAGAAAAAGAAAGAAACCUAAUUAGUUCUGGAAAGAGAAUGAGUUAGUAACUAUGUUGUUUAGCAUAAUAUCAACGUGCUCAUAUUUGCAAUAAAAAGGGAUUUGCCACAGAGAUAUAAAACCAGCUAACUUAUUUAUGAUAACGAAUGGGGAAUUGAAAUUAAUUGAUUUUGGUGAAAGCAAGGAUUAUUUCUUUGAUUUAGACAAUGAAGCCAAAAAUACUUACACUAUGGCGACAAUUAGAGGCACACCUCAAUAUUUAUCACCUAUUUUAUGGAAGGCUCAUGUAAUUGAUGGAAAUAGUAGAUAUGUAGAACACAACAUUUAUAAAUCAGAUGUUUUUUCAACUGGCUUAGUUAUGUAUUAGAUGAGUGCCAUGCAAGAAGUAACUGGAUUCAAUAAUACCUAAUAAAAUGAGGGGGAGCAAUUGAUUUUAUAGAGUUUAGCUUCGCUAGAGUAAAAGUAUAGUCCUGCUUAUGUGUCGAUAAUAAAAUUGAUGUUGAUUUUUGAAGAGGCUUAAAGGCCAUCAUAUGUUGAAAUUGAACAAUUAUUCAUAGAGCACGAGGAGAAAUAUCAUUCAGGAAAGAUAUCUGAGAAUGUGGCUAUAAAUGAAUACAUUUUGUUGUACAAUUAACACUAUAAUACUAUGUUAAAACGAGGACCUCCUUACAGGACAUCACAAGAGGCUGAAGUUCAAUUUAAAAAUGUGAUUGCUCAACAUAUGAAAAAUGCAGGAUCAUCAUAGUAACCAUUAAGAGAAUAGCCAUCCUCUUAGAAAUAACAACAGAUUACUUAAUAAUAACAAUCAUAAUAAGUUCAGGUUAUUAAGUAGCCUGUCGUAUCUUAAUCUGCAUUUUAUAGGGAUUCCACUUUAAUAUUGAAUGAUUCCUGCUUAUGGUUUGAAUUUGGAGGUAAGACUAUCAGUAAAUUUUCAACAUCCAAACAAAAAUGGCGUUAGAUUGCAAAAUUGGAUGUGGAAUUAGACAGAUAAUUUACAACUCUUUUUGUUCCUGACAAAAAAGCAUUUUAUCUAAUUGGAGGAUUUCAAGAAACUAACUUUCGAGUCUAUCAAAAUGAUAGAUUGGAGUUAAUGAAACAUCAAAUUCCUAUGAAUAGGUUCUUCUGUUCUUGUCUCUAUUAUAAUCAUAAAAUCUAUUGCGUUGGAGGAUAUGACGAACAACAUAAGGUGUAAUUAUCAUCAGUUUUAUAUUACGAUCUUAUUUCAGAGAAAUGGGUUCAACUAUCAAGCUGCUGCUUGUAGAAUAAAGAUAAUGAAAUAGUUUUAUUUGGUGGUUAUAACAAGGAAGAAGGCACUUUAGAUACUAUAGAAAGAUACUAUAUUAACGAGAAUAGAUGGGAAAAAUGUACUUUGAAGCUACCAUUGCCAUUGAGAAGGUUUAUGGCAGUCAGAGUUAAAAAGAAUUUAGCUUUAUUGAUAGGAGGUUUGACUAUGUAUGCGAAGGAAAGUUAAAAAGUGUUGAAAGUAGAUUGGGAAAAGAAAGAAAUCAUAGAAUGCGAACCCUUAGAAAAAGGUGGAAUCGUUGAAAGUGAGGUGCUUCUUGAUACUGAAGGCAAUUUACAUAUAUUUCUUGAAAAUGCAAAUGGGACUUCGCCACAUGCUCACAUUAAAUAUUAUUUUGAUCCAAAUGCAACCAAAUAUGAGACUAAAGCUGAUUGA
This is a messenger RNA of Paramecium tetraurelia, 1980 nucleotides long. RefSeq lists its product as uncharacterized. The transcript is spliced from 5 exons. The record is from RefSeq and is a predicted model, not a curated record. Gene Ontology annotation, biological process: protein phosphorylation; MAPK cascade. Gene Ontology annotation, molecular function: MAP kinase kinase activity; ATP binding; protein binding. Lineage: Eukaryota; Ciliophora; Oligohymenophorea; Peniculida; Parameciidae.